This is a messenger RNA of Aspergillus thermomutatus, 891 nucleotides long. Its product is annotated as TatD family hydrolase. Bases 1 to 891 code for a protein of 296 amino acids. The transcript has 2 exons. Gene Ontology annotation, molecular function: 3'-5'-DNA exonuclease activity. Gene Ontology annotation, cellular component: cytosol. The record is from RefSeq and is a predicted model, not a curated record. Lineage: Eukaryota; Fungi; Ascomycota; Eurotiomycetes; Eurotiales; Aspergillaceae.
AUGUCCACAGCCACAGACUUAUCCCGGCUUCAUUACGCAGAUAUAUGGCCUCCUCUCUUCACCACAGAAUCAUACAGCUCAUACAACCAAUUCCAAGGCAUCUACAGGGGAAAACAAUACCAUGAGCCCGAUUUCGCCGAGGUCCUCCAGCGCGCCCAAGAAUACGGCUGCCAGAAGAUCAUCCUCACCACGACGACAUUAGCCAGGGCGCACGAGAACCUCAAAAUAGUCCAGCAGUAUCCCGACAUCUGCACCAUGACGCUCGGAGUGCAUCCGUACCACGCAGCUGAAAUCUACCAGACAGACGGCAAGACAUACCUCGAUGCCCUGCGCGCCCUCUGCAACGAGCUGCUGGCUCACUCCCCCUCGCCGCUAGUCGCCUUCGGCGAGAUCAGGCUAGACUAUGCGUAUCUCCAGCGCUCGGACAAGGAGACGCAGCAGCGCGCGUUCAGGGACCAGCUUGAUAUUGCCGUUGGGAUGCAGCUCCCUCUCUUCCUGCAUGUGCGGGACUCGUGCGCCGACGUUGUCGAGAUCAUCACGUCGUACCUGUCGCGACUGCCGCGCGGUGGGCUCGUGCAUUCAUUCGCCGGGACGAAAGACGAGAUGCUGCAGCUUGUGGCGCUGGGCCUCGGGAUCAGCGGUAAUGGAGUCUCGUUUCGGACGGAGGAGCAGUUGGAGAUGGUGAAGCGUAUUCCGCUGGAUAGAUUACAGCUUGAGACUGGUGCACCGUGGUGCGAGAUUGUGGAGGAUGAGCGGAUUGCGCCGUUUCUGGCUCGCGCGAGGCCGUUGCCGCCGACGCGGAAGCAUGGGAAGUUUAUCAGGGGGCAGAUGGUCAAGGGUAGGAAUGAGAGCUGUCGAUGGAGAGGGUGGCGUUGGUUGUGGCGGGUUUGA